AUGCUGAACCUCAAUUUCCCUCUGCGCGCCUUGCAGGCCGCUCUUGCAAUUGCCACUCUUGGCUUCAAUGGCUUUGUCACGAAAUGGUACCUAGAGCACACCAAACCCUCCAUCUGCCCACAAGCCCCGGUCUUGCUCCUGGUUGUGGGAGCCUUGACACUCCUCUCGCUACCCUACCUGACCUUCAAUGCCCCACUACAAAUCACUCACGCCAACCGCAAGUCAAAUCCUCGCUUCUUCAAUAAAUGGAUUGUCCUCGCCUUGGACGCAGUGUUGUGCAUACUGUGGUUUGCUAGCACCAUCAGGUUGGCCGUGUUCCGAUCGAAGCUGGUCCUCUGUGGCGGCCAUGUGUGCGGCUAUAUGGGCUGGGGUACCGCUCUUGGGACUGUGGCAUUGUAA
Bacidia gigantensis is the source of this 399-nucleotide messenger RNA. RefSeq lists its product as uncharacterized. The transcript is spliced from 2 exons. Bases 1 to 399 code for a protein of 132 amino acids. NCBI's taxonomy places the organism in Eukaryota, Fungi, Ascomycota, Lecanoromycetes, Lecanorales, Ramalinaceae. The record is from RefSeq and is a predicted model, not a curated record.